AAAGUAUUGAAGUCUGAAGAUUGACAAAAUUUAAAAAUUAUAGGUUGGUUAUGUUAAUACAUUCAUUUUAAAUUGAAUUUCUGAUGAUUUUUGUUAUUUAUAAUUAAUACAAAUAAUUUGAAUAUUAAAAAUAUCAGGUCCUUAGAAUGUUGCUCAGCAGGUUGAGAUUUAAGCCAGAGUUCCGGAUACUAACGCGCUGCUUAUCGGAAAAGCCUCCUGAACACGAUGGAAAGAUUCCUGAAAUAAAGUCCAAAAAAGAAGAAAAAAAAGAUGACUCAAGUACUGAGAAAAUCCAGGCGCUCUUGAAACAAAUGUUGGCUGAACCGAAAAUAUCCCAAAAAGAAUACAGUGAAAAGUUUACAGUUGCUCCUGAACGGAAGAGACGUGAACCUGAUGUGAUUGAAACUAAAAUGGAAAAAAUUGAAGAGAAUAUAACAAAAGCAGCGGGGGAUGUGGCAAAAGUGAUUGGUGGUGAUGUGAAGCAAACUGAAGCAGAAUUAUUGUCCAGAGUACUUGGGAAGAUAAACCAAACAUCAACAACACUAAGUGACCUCCUAGUGGGCAUGAAAGUAGACCGUACAAAGGAAAGUGAUAAGCAAGGUAUGCCAGAAACGAGAGGUCAGCAAGUGAAGCGCAUGGUCGGUAAGGCAGCACAGAACAAACCACAGAGGCAAUAUGAGAGGCGACAACCUGCUGAUGGCGAGCGGAGAUUGCAGAGGAAAGAAACAUCAGCACCACUCAGUAUCAACAUAUUCAGCGGAGAGCCAUUAGGUAUUUUUACAUCCAGUGAAGUGAACUAUGGAACAAAAUUGGAUGUUUGGGAACACCUUAACCAAAGGGAGUUAACGCUGGCCACUUCACAGCCACCAUCCAAUUACUUUGAGAAGAUGAUAUUGUGGACUGAACAGGGCAAAGUCUGGAAGUUCCCUAUUAAUAAUGAACAGGGCAUGGAAGAAGAGGAAAAUGUCCAUUUCUCUGAGCAUGUGUUCCUAGAGACCCACUUGGAAGGCUGGUGUCCGGCCCGCGGUCCCAUCAGACAUUUCAUGGAACUAGUGUGUGUGGGUCUCUCCAAGAACGCAUUCUAUACAGUACAAGAGAAACGAGACCAUAUCAUGUGGUAUAAGGAAUACUUUGAGUCAAAGAAGGACUUGUUAAAUGAAGUCGGAGUAUGGGACGUUAAGCCAACGCCGGAACUUACUGCGCAAUGAUUUAGUUGAAAUAUAUUUAUUAGCUUGU
Messenger RNA from Colias croceus (clouded yellow), 1236 nucleotides. RefSeq names its product 28S ribosomal protein S31, mitochondrial (gene mRpS31). The record is from RefSeq and is a predicted model, not a curated record. The coding region runs from base 147 to 1208 and encodes 353 amino acids. The transcript is spliced from 6 exons. NCBI's taxonomy places the organism in Eukaryota, Metazoa, Arthropoda, Insecta, Lepidoptera, Pieridae. Gene Ontology annotation, cellular component: mitochondrial small ribosomal subunit. Gene Ontology annotation, molecular function: structural constituent of ribosome.